ACAAACGCGAGUAUAAAAAGGGGCCCCUCCAGCCUAGGAAAUUUCCUCGUGCUGCUGGGGGGCGAAGCGCGUCUCGGCUGCUGUCGGCUUGCGGUUGCGGCGCCUCCUCGCCUUUCCGGUUCCCGUCUCGGCAGCGCGGGGAUCCGCGUCGUGAUCUCGUCGCCGUGUCCUGAUCACCUCGGGCGGUCGCGAUCGGAGCGAGCGGGGAGAAGAUGGGCGGAGGCAACGGCCAGAAAGCGAAGAUGGCUCGGGAGAGGAACCUGGAGAAGCAGAAGGGCGUUCGAGGAAGUCAGCUUGAGGCAAACAAGAAAGCCAUGAAUAUCCAGUGCAAGGUUUGCAUGCAGACUUUCAUUUGCACUACAACAGAGGUCAAGUGCAGAGAACACGCAGAAGCAAAACAUCCCAAAUCGGAUUUGUAUGCAUGCUUUCCUCAUCUGAAGAAAUGACGUCAACCGAGGACAGCGGACAAUGAUGCUAUCAACUUGUCAUGUUCUCGUUGUGAUUGUGGUCAAGUUUGGAGCUUUUGUGUAGCAGUAUAUCCACUCUUGGGGUAUUCAUCGACUCGAACAUAUUAUGAAAUAUAUGAUAAUAAAAAAUCCGCUGCCUUUGUGACAUUUGAUU
Messenger RNA from Eucalyptus grandis, 621 nucleotides. RefSeq lists its product as uncharacterized. The record is from RefSeq and is a predicted model, not a curated record. The coding region runs from base 213 to 446 and encodes 77 amino acids. The transcript is spliced from 3 exons. NCBI's taxonomy places the organism in Eukaryota, Viridiplantae, Streptophyta, Magnoliopsida, Myrtales, Myrtaceae.